CAGCAAGAUGCUUUGGCGCUGGGAGUAUGUGAUCUUGGCCGUGCUGAUCCUGGCCGAGCUCAGCCAAAUGGGCGAUGCGGUGGCGACUGCUAAAAGAAACAGGCGACAGAGAAACGCCAAUGGAAAAAAUAUGGCAGUAAGGAGCAACCGCAACAGAAAUACAGCCAGAAAACUAUCCGCCAAAAAGGUCAAUCAAAAUAAGAAAACUUCAACUCCAGCCAAAAUCCAAUCGAGGAUUGUGGGUGGCAGCAGCACAACGAUUUCCACGACUCCCUACAUUGUCCAGUUGCGCCGGGGAUCUAAUCUGUGUGGAGGUUCAUUGAUUAACAGCCAGUGGGUCUUAACCGCCGCCCAUUGUGUGAAAGGACACAGUGCCUCCGAUUUUACGGUCUGCGGAGGGAGCACCACAUUAGAUGGCAGCGAUUGCGUCAAUCGCACCGUCAGCUCCGUCCACGUGGCGCCCAAGUUCACCAGCAAAAAAAUGAACAUGGAUGCGGCGCUGCUCAAGUUGAACGAAACCCUAACGGGCACAAAUAUUGGAACCAUAUCGAUGGCUACAAAUCGGCCAAAGCCAGGAUCAAAAGUACGCAUUGCGGGUUGGGGAGUAACUGCGGAGGGAGGGACUUCCGCCACCAAAACGCUACAGGCCACUGAAAUACGAGUGUCCAAACAGAAAAAGUGUCGGACGCAGUAUCGCAAAAAGACCAAGAUCACCAAUUACAUGUUCUGUGGCCGCGCAGCCGGCAAGGAUAGCUGCAGCGGAGAUUCCGGAGGUCCUGUGACCAAGGACAACUCCCUGCUGGGCAUCGUAUCCUUCGGUUAUGGAUGCGGCAGAGCCGGAUUUCCAGGUGUCUACACAGCUGUGUCCACUAUCCGCACAUGGGCCAACAAGGUUAUGGCCGAUAAUUAGGAGUCUGAAGUCUGAACGAUAGAAAACUAAAUGAACUAGAUAUUAAG
This is a messenger RNA of Drosophila rhopaloa, 957 nucleotides long. RefSeq names its product trypsin. The record is from RefSeq and is a predicted model, not a curated record. Bases 8 to 910 code for a protein of 300 amino acids. Gene Ontology annotation, biological process: proteolysis. The transcript has a single exon. Gene Ontology annotation, molecular function: serine-type endopeptidase activity. NCBI's taxonomy places the organism in Eukaryota, Metazoa, Arthropoda, Insecta, Diptera, Drosophilidae.